AUGGCAGAAGAACCGGCACAGACACAAGGCCUUGAACUUGUUGGUCAGAAAGUCAAGAUUCUUGUCGACGCGAUCAGCGAAUUGCGCAAUUUUGGCCUUGAUCAUGUCGUUCAGCUGCCCGAGUUGGUCCUUGUUGGCGAUCAAAGCGCUGGCAAGUCCUCGUUGAUGAGCGCCUUAACCGAAGUGCAAUUGCCGAAGGACCAAGGCAUUUGUACGAAGUGUCCAGCAAACAUAAAGACCUCGCCCUCUGAUACUUGGACCUGCCAGGUUUCGCUCCAACAGUACUACAAGUACAUCUCCCCUGGACCACGAGGUGUCGAAUCGAGACACGUGACCAAGGCUCGCCCCUUCCCCCCUUGGGUUGAGCAGGUUCUCGAGGUUAAGAAGUUCAAGACUAUCACCAACAAGUCUGAACUCGAAGAGGUGAUUAAGUGGGCCCAGAUUGCGCUCCUCAAUCAUGACGAAGACUACCGGAUCUUUAUCCCGGGAACAGGUCGACGUGCACUCGGCGAUUUCCAACAAGAGCGCGAAUCGACAGAGGCAAAGUUCUCUCCGAACGUUAUAUUCAUCGAGAUCUCCGGACCCGGUCUACCUGCACUCUCGUUCUACGAUUUGCCUGGGAUUUUCCGGGUGGCCCCAGACCCAAAGGACCAAUACUUGGCUAAGGUGAUCGAAAAUCUGGCUGUCAAAUACAUCGAUAGGCCGAAUGCUCUGAUUAUAUGGACUCUCGCGAUGAAGACUGAUCCUAGCAAUUCUAGUACGGGCAAGGUCAUUCAAGAUUGCAAAGCAACCAGUCGCUGUGUUGGUGUUUUGACGAAUCCAGACCACGUUUCGAUCCGACAUCUUGAGUACGAAAAGAUUUUGCUCGGGAAAGCCCACAUUGUCCGUCAUGGCUACUAUGUCACAAAACAGCCUGCUGAGAACUCGAAUUUGCACGGCCCCAAUUAUCACGCACUUGCACGGCAAGAGGAAACGGAGUUCUUCGAUACCCACGAAUUGUGGACUCAAGAUUGGGCUAGUUUCCGUAACCGCUGUGGAACUAGUGCUAUUCAGGAGUUCUUAUCGACCCAACUUGCCACUCAGAUUCUCUAUAGUAUCCCCAAUAUUACCGAGAAAGUUCAGCAAAGAACCCGAGAUGUCGACCAGCAACUUAGCGAUUGUCCUGACCUGCCCGAAUCGGAUAUGCUAAAUAUCGUCACCCGUCUCCUGGCCCAAGUUAGUAACGACGUUCAAAAUCUGGUCAACGGCGAUUUAUAUGACUUGCCGACGAGCUUUCAGAACGAGUGGACUACCCUCUGUGACCGAUUUCGAGAUUUAAUUCUCCAUAUCAAGCCGAAAGUUACCGUUUCUCACGAGUCAGACCAUGCGGAGGUCAUCGAGCUCAUCAGUGACGACGAUGAGCCUUUCCGGCCUAGCACUCCUAUCCGCAAGCGCCCAGCUGAACAGGUACAAUCGCCGCCAGCGCAACGGCAAAGAACCUCUCAGUCACCCCAUUCUCAAUACAGAGUAAUUCAGACUCCGCCAACAGGAAUAAAGCGUGAAAAUGGUCUCAUGCAAGCUCCGCCAUUGAGAUUGCCAGCCUCAAAUCGAAACCAGUUUGCCGGCACGCCCUUCCAAAGUGUCGAGAAUCUCGGAAAAGGCUUCACCAACCUCACUGAGAUUAGCAAAACAAUCCUCUCUAAUACGCGGCCAGGCCUUCCCGGUCUUGUGAAUAUAAAGACUUACAAUGACCUAUGCCUUCAGAGCGUUGCUUCGUGGAAGUUUCCGCUCGAGAUCUUUAUCAACGAGACACUUCGCAUGCUUCGCCAACAACUUGAGAAUAUCUUGAAGAAGCGCCUAGGUGUCUACGAACAGACGCAGCUUUAUCGUACGGCCGGUACUUACCUUCAAAAGUUUCUCGAUGGCCACAUGGAGGAGCAGCGUAAGUGUCUUAAGGAACUCUUCGAACUCGAAACCUACCGUUCGUUUACCAUUAACCGUGCUGCGAUUUUGGAAAAUAACACCAACGAGCUUCGGAACCUCCAACAGAUCCGCCGAUCGGUCCGAGCACGAGCUUUUGUCGAGAAGCAAAUCAGACUUGGUCAAAAGAAGAGACUAACGGAUAUGACUAUGGAGGAGAGGAGCAAGGAGAUGAAUAAGAGAGCAGCCGAGAUUAGAGACGAACAGCUUGGCCCUGAUCCUUUCAAGCUCGAGCUCGAGGUAGCAGCUUAUGUUCGAGGUUAUUAUAUGACGGCUGCCCUGCGUUUCGUUGAUUCUGUUUGCUUGAGUGUCCAUGGGAAGCUGUUUCGCAGUAUCUCACAGUCAAUUUUCUAUUACUUAGAGACCCAGCUCGGUAUCGCUGGUUCCCUGGAUGGCGAAGAGGUCUGCCGCAAUCUCAUGGAAGAAGACGCCACAACUGGAAGAAAGCGUCGCGAACUGAAGCAAGAGAAACACCGUUUGACUGCUUUUUCGGAACGACUAGCCCGCCUAGUUGAACAGAUUCGGGAGGGCGACAAUAGCGAGCACGGCCAGUCCGAGCCUGCCACCUACUCGAACUACACCGGCGACGGCAUGCCAGACGUCCCGGAGGUUGAAGAUGAUGAUGACGUUAUGAUUGUCGACGACGGAUCCCGGCUCUGA
This is a messenger RNA of Hyaloscypha bicolor E, 2619 nucleotides long. RefSeq lists its product as uncharacterized. The transcript is spliced from 2 exons. The record is from RefSeq and is a predicted model, not a curated record. Lineage: Eukaryota; Fungi; Ascomycota; Leotiomycetes; Helotiales; Hyaloscyphaceae. Gene Ontology annotation, cellular component: cytoplasm; membrane; microtubule. Bases 1 to 2619 code for a protein of 872 amino acids. Gene Ontology annotation, molecular function: GTPase activity; microtubule binding; GTP binding.